Medioppia subpectinata is the source of this 735-nucleotide messenger RNA. The record is from the annotation of a GenBank genome assembly. NCBI's taxonomy places the organism in Eukaryota, Metazoa, Arthropoda, Arachnida, Sarcoptiformes, Oppiidae.
AUGGGUCCGUCGGGUGCGGGAAAGUCAACGCUAUUGAAGUGCGUGAAUAUGCGCUCAAACAGAGGUCUGAGUCCAGAAACACAACUUUUUGUCAGCAAAACAACUCAAUUGAGAACCGCUUUUAUUAUGCAAUCAGAAAACGAACACAUUCUCAAUGGAUUAACUGUUAGAGAAUCCUUAGUGUUUGCUUCGAAAAUCAAGAAUAGAGUGACCAUUAGUCACAUCUACGACAGACCCGUCAAUAUCGCUCCGUCGGCAGCGUUUGAAAGCGACAAAACGGCACUCGAGUCGGGGUUCGGCUUCGGACAGGAGUUCGAGCCGCUGGACAUCGACGGCAAGUUUGAUCACCAGAUGAAUGUCAGGCGUCUAUUGUCUGAACUGCUUCUGGAGGACUGCGCGGACACAACUGUCCAGCGAUGCAGUGGUGGAGAGCGGAAGCGCCUAACAGUGGGUCUGGAAUUAGUACAACAAACCAAACCAAACCUCUUGUGUAUUGACGAACCGACGAGUGGUUUAGACAGCAAUUCAGCAGAAAUCUUGUAUGUCCUGUCAAAGGGGGGUCACUGUGUAUACGCCGGACCGCCCGCUCAGCUCAGGGCACAUCUCAACAGUUGCGGCAUUGCCUGUCCGGUAGAGUUCGCCCCAAUUGAGUUCAUUCUGAAGAUUGCCUCAAAAUUUCCAAAUAAUGCUUUAUUAACCGUCGGUAACGGAUCUAUGGAGAGCUCACAGGUUUAA